CCCCUCCAUCUUGUUCGUUCCGUCCAUCCAAUAAGUCAACGGCGAGCUCGACUCGACUCGCUCUAGUCAGUGACUAAAGUUGGACGACGCGGCCCAUUAACAGCACAAGGUCGAGCAAACAACCUAUCGAGUGAGUUCUGACAUUACAUGUCAGAAACCCCUGAUUGCCUGACACCCUGAGUCGGACAAACGGCGGACCAUCAGACUUAGAGCGCCGAUUCAGGCAACCUACGAAGAAGCCACGGGCACUUGCCUACAACUAAGGAUUCUAAUUAACCUUAUCGGGAACUGACGUGGACGAACUGUUUCAAGCUUCCUAGCUAUAGAAAGGGUUUUAACAACGCCUAAUCACCGCCAACAUGUCAGGCCAAAAAACACGCCAAUGGAAAUUGUCCAACCCUCCCCAGGAAAAUGCAGUACUCGAGGGCGAAAAUACCACCUUCGCACUUGAGACGACAACGUUGCCCUCUCCCGGCCCCGAGCAACUUCUUGUCAAAACUCUCUUCUUAUCCAACGACCCCGCACAACGAGGCUGGAUCCAGAAAGACGUAGACGCAGAGCGUCUCUACACCAAGCCCGUUGUAAAGGGUGAAGUGAUGCGCGCUCAUGGCAUUGCCGAGGUGGUAGAAUCGAACGUCGACAGCCUAAAGAAGGGACAGCUGGUCAUGGGUAGCCUUGGUUGGACAGAAUAUGCCGUUGUAGGCGCCAAGGAAGUCCGACCCAUCCAAGCUGAUGAGAGCGCAGGUAUCCGACCAACACACUUCAUCGGCGCGCUUGGUGGCCCCGGUCUGACUGCUUAUUACGGUCUAAUUGACGUUGUGCGCGCCACGGCGUCCGACACGGUGGUAGUCUCCGGCGCUGCAGGAGCAACCGGCAGCAUGGUCGUUCAGAUAGCGAAACACAUUGUUGGGUGCAAGAGAAUCAUCGGCAUCGCCGGCGGCGACAAGAAAUGUCGUUGGGUCGAAAGCUUGGGCGCAGAUGUAUGCAUCGAUUACAAAGCCCCAUCUUGGAAGGAGGAUCUAAAGAAAGCCACCGAGGGCUUCGUCGAAGUCUACUUCGACAAUGUUGGCGGUGAGAUACUCGAUCUCAUGCUAACCCGCAUCAAACGCCACGGCAGAAUCGCUGCUUGUGGCGCUGUUGCAACAUACAAUUCCAGGGGUGACUUUGGCGUCAAGAACUGGACUGAAAUCGUCACCAAUAGGAUCGAAGUUAGAGGUUUCAUCGUCUUCGAUGCCAUUGAUGCUGGAAAGGCAGGGCCAUAUAUCCAGGAGUUGAUCAAAAAGGUCAAGGAGGGCAAGAUUCAAAUUGGGCCCGAGACAGAGACUGUGGUACCCACUAAAUUUGAGGAUGUACCCAAGACGUGGACGUUGUUGUUCAAUGGCGGGAAUACCGGCAAGCUGGUUACACAAAUCAAAGCAUAAGAACAUGGACCCAAAAACCCACGAUGUAAAUUCUGGGAAGGAUAUAUAGUGGUCCAAACUUAAGAAAGCCUUACAGUAGAUAUACACCAGGCAUGAUUGUCACAUAUACCAAACUCCAUACUUGAUUCCAACACAUGCC
Cucurbitaria berberidis CBS 394.84 is the source of this 1560-nucleotide messenger RNA. RefSeq names its product NAD(P)-binding protein. The transcript is spliced from 2 exons. Lineage: Eukaryota; Fungi; Ascomycota; Dothideomycetes; Pleosporales; Cucurbitariaceae. Gene Ontology annotation, molecular function: oxidoreductase activity, acting on the CH-CH group of donors, NAD or NADP as acceptor. Bases 360 to 1421 code for a protein of 353 amino acids. The record is from RefSeq and is a predicted model, not a curated record.